Messenger RNA from Arachis ipaensis, 687 nucleotides. The record is from RefSeq and is a predicted model, not a curated record. NCBI's taxonomy places the organism in Eukaryota, Viridiplantae, Streptophyta, Magnoliopsida, Fabales, Fabaceae.
AUGUUGCGGUCACCACAUCGGAGGAAGAUCUUUAGCAAGAAAUAUCAUCCAAGCAGGAUAUUACUGGCCUACGAUGAUGUUAGACACCCAGGAGUUUGUGAAAAAAUGCAAAAGUGCCAAGAAAAUACCAACUUCCACAAAGCACCUCCCGAGGAGCUCAGCCUAAUGAUGGCUCCCCGAAUUUUUGCCCAAUGGGGAGUUGAUCUCUUGGGGCCACUCCCACCAGAGCCUGGGCAAGUGAAGUACCUGAUAGUGGCCAUUGACUAUUACACCAAAUGGGUGGAGGCAGAACCACUAGCUAGCAUAUCCGCGGCAAAUUGCCAAAAGUUUAUGUGGAAGCAGGUGGUCACUAGGUUCGGGAUCCCGGAGACCGUCAUAUCGGACAACGGGACAAAAUUCACUGACAAGAAGUUUAAAGGAUUCCUAGAAGGACUAAAGAUCAAACAGAGGUUCUCCUCGGUCGAGCACCCUCAAACCAACGGCCAGGUGGAAGCAGCUAACAAAGUCAUCCUAAAAGGGUUAAAGAAUCGGCUCGAAGGAAAGAAGGGCUCAUGGGCAGACGAGCUAGCCUCAGUCUUGUGGUCAUACAAGACCACCCCCAGUCAUCCACCGGCGAAACCCCCUUCCGACUCACAUACGGGAUCGACGCAGUCAUCCCAGUUGAAGUCGGGGAACCAAGCCCAAUGA